Molecule: messenger RNA, 1830 nt
Organism: Rhinopithecus roxellana (golden snub-nosed monkey)
Lineage: Eukaryota; Metazoa; Chordata; Mammalia; Primates; Cercopithecidae
Gene: HS3ST3A1
Product: heparan sulfate-glucosamine 3-sulfotransferase 3A1
Exons: 2
Coding region: 310-1530 (406 amino acids)
Molecular function (GO): [heparan sulfate]-glucosamine 3-sulfotransferase activity
Source: RefSeq, a predicted model, not a curated record
CCAGGUGGUCGAGGGCUGCCCCAAGCUCAGGACUUGGACGAGUCUAAGACGAUGGUUUCUUAAGCACGGACCCGCGUUCCCCUUCCCGCCCCCUCGACUGGAGGCAGGGAUCCCGCGUGAGGUCCCCGGGGGCUCCGUCUCCCCGCGGAGCCCCAGCCGCUGCCUCCAGGGACAAUUCGCACGGCCCCAGGGGCGCACGGCGAUGUGGCCUCCGUCCAGCGCGCAGGCACGCCGGGGGGAUGCUCUGGCACCUGUCGGGGUCCCGGCCUAGCAUGGCCCGCGCGUUGCCCGACGUCGCCUCCGGCUAGGAUGGCCCCUCCGGGCCCGGCCGGCGUCCUCCCCACCUCUGCCGAGCCGCUGUCCCGCAGCAUCUUCCGGAAGUUCUUGCUGAUGCUCUGCUCCCUGCUCACGUCCCUUUACGUCUUCUACUGCCUGGCCGAGCGCUGCCAGACUCUGUCCGGACCCGUCGUGGGGCUGUCCGGCGGCGGCGAGGAGGCGGGGGCCCCUGGUCGCGGCGUCCUGGCCGGAGGCCCGCGGGAGCUGGCGGUGUGGCCGGCGGCGGCACAGAGAAAGCCCCUCCUGCAACUGCAGCAGUGGCGGAGGCGCCGGCCGCCCGCGCCGCGCGCCAACGGAGAGGAGGCGGCCUGGGAAGAGGAGUCCCCUGGCCUGGCCGGGGGUCCCGGCGGCUCCGGGGCAGGAAGCAGCGUGGCCGAAGCCCCGCAGGGGACCCUGGCGCUGCUCCUGGAUGAAGGCAGCAAGCAGCUGCCGCAGGCCAUCAUCAUCGGCGUGAAGAAGGGCGGCACGCGGGCGCUGCUGGAGUUCCUGCGCGUGCACCCCGACGUGCGCGCCGUGGGCGCCGAGCCCCACUUCUUCGACCGCAGCUACGACAAGGGCCUCGCCUGGUACCGGGACCUGAUGCCCAGAACCCUGGACGGGCAGAUCACCAUGGAGAAGACGCCCAGUUACUUCGUCACGCGGGAGGCGCCCGCGCGCAUCUCGGCCAUGUCCAAGGACACCAAGCUCAUCGUGGUGGUGCGGGACCCGGUGACCAGGGCCAUCUCGGACUACACACAGACGCUGUCCAAGCGGCCGGACAUCCCCACCUUCGAGAGCUUGACGUUCAAAAACAGGACAACGGGCCUCAUCGACACGUCGUGGAGCGCCAUCCAGAUCGGCAUCUACGCCAAGCACCUGGAGCAUUGGCUGCGCCACUUCCCCAUCCGCCAGAUGCUCUUCGUGAGCGGCGAGCGGCUCAUCAGCGACCCGGCCGGCGAGCUGGGCCGCGUGCAGGACUUCCUGGGCCUCAAGCGGAUCAUCACGGACAAGCACUUCUACUUCAACAAGACCAAGGGCUUCCCCUGCCUGAAGAAGGCGGAGGGCAGCAGCCGGCCCCACUGCCUGGGCAAGACCAAGGGCAGGACCCACCCUGAGAUCGACCGCGAGGUGGUGCGCAGGCUGCGCGAGUUCUACCGGCCUUUCAACCUCAAGUUCUACCAGAUGACCGGGCACGACUUUGGCUGGGAUGGAUAACCAUAUAAUUUAAAAAGAAAAAAAAAAAUCAAAAUAUAAUAUAUUUUUUUACCAAUCGGUAGAGAAGAGGCAGUUUAAUAUUUGUGCUGAAAAUAUGUUUCAGUAUUUUUUUCAAUGAAUGUUAAGAGAUUGUUCUCACUCCAGCCCCAUCUCAACGUAUAACCAGCACCAAACACGUGGAUCAACAGAAAAGGAAAAGUUCACUCGUCUAAACGCUUUCAAUUUUCAGUUUUUAUUUUAUGUUCUAUGUACCCAGUCAUAAAGUAUAAGCAUCAGUUGUCAUUAAAAGUUUUCAGAAAA